This is a messenger RNA of Cephus cinctus (wheat stem sawfly), 4826 nucleotides long. RefSeq lists its product as uncharacterized. The coding region runs from base 838 to 2124 and encodes 428 amino acids. NCBI's taxonomy places the organism in Eukaryota, Metazoa, Arthropoda, Insecta, Hymenoptera, Cephidae. The transcript is spliced from 6 exons. The record is from RefSeq and is a predicted model, not a curated record.
GCGUAUCUAUCGCAUAGCGGGACUUAAUAACAAAAGUAACAAGCUCGAAAUAGGACGUCUCAUUAAGUUUUCAAAACGGUAUAACUCGUACAGACCCUCGUUUUCCACGGAAUCGUUUAAUUAUUCAAGUAUUCAGUUAUUUCUAUACAUCGUGCCAGUAAAGAAACGUAAACCUUCCCGUUUAAAGUCUCUACCUUACACACGUAUGUCAGGUAAUGUACAAAUUUUACUUACCAAAAGUUAACAGCAGUGCCAGCGAUAAUUGAUAAAUCCUAUCAUUUCUUCGGGCUCUUGUGUUUCCAUCGUUCCAUCGUCUUCGGGCAAAGUUCCCGAAACAUUGUUGCAACGAUUAUUACACUGCAGAAUUUACUUGACACGGGAUACGAAACUGACGCUGUUAUCACGAGUAAAAGAUUUAAAUCACUGCCCUAGAAAGGUUUAACGAGAAGGACCGUUGUAAUUUGAACGGAUUUGAAAAAAAGAUGGCAGCACGAAUGUUUCAUCCUCGGUAGUUAUCGGCUAUUUUCGUGAAUCUUCGGUUGCCGUUCCUUUCUAUAAUAAACAUGUCUGUUUCUAUCACCAUCACCCUGUAUCACCCUGUAAUUGCUUGAGACAGGGUAGAUACACGCGACAAUUUGUGAAUUAUGAAGUGUACGCGUCUUUAAAGUGACUUUGCAUUGCUGUUCAGAUUUAAAUCGCAGCUUGUAAUCAUGAUUACUGCGAAUGCACUGGCAGCCAAUCCUUACAUCAAGAAGCACUAGCGUGAGAGAGGAAAAAUGGGAAUUUAGAUGCUCGUAGAGGAUUCACUGUGAUCUUAUUCAGGAGAAAAAUAUCAUCAUGGCUCGAAGCAGAAAGUAUGGCAAUGAUACAUUAGAUGUUCUUAGCAGGGGAUGUUUUGAGCCGUAUGAUGGAAUCGCCUGUGGGCGUGUAGGCAUCCUGGUUGUAAUCUCAGUACUGACAUUUCUCUUUGUAGUUUCCAAAAUAAUAAAAUACCAUGCAUACAAAUAUUCUCAGAUGCAUCAUUAUGCUAUCUUCUACAUAUCAGCUGUCCAGUGCAUUAUGUGUGCUGCCAGUUUCGUAUUUGGCAUAAGAUAUCCACAGUUGGAUUUUACAACAAAUUUUUUCAAAUUACUGCAGUUUAUUCUGAUUUGUCACCUAUAUUGGUCAGUAGCAGCGAGCUCACGGCACAGGGAUGAUAUAGUACAACAUGUUGUUAAUCCUGUGCUCUGUCUCUAUACAUUGUACUAUAUUACUGUAGUAUUAAUGGGAAUGGUGGAUAUCAGUGGAACAUGGACAGAAUGUCUCAGACCCUACUGGCUGAUGCUAUCUGGUGCAGAUUUUAUAGCAGUGCAAUUAUUCGCAGUGGUAGCUCUGUACCUAACUCAAAACAACAGCCACUCAGCCAUUUCAGCACUAAUGCUACCAAUAGCGUCCUCACAGACCCGCGACUUAUGGCUCAUCACAGCUGUAUACGAAAUUUCAGCAGUAGUAUCCAUAGUUUUUGAUGCAGUUAUGUCCUUUAUGGGCCGAGAGGAAACAGGCUGUAGCGGAAUUUACAAUCAUAUUCAGCUGUAUUUUAGUUCCCUGACGGUAAUAGUGGUAGUGCUAAAAUAUUUCCUACCCACGUGGACACUCCUCAGCAUCUUUCAACCAGUGUGUGUUAAAUCACGGGCAUCCGAGGUGGCUCUGACCUCUCAUUAUAAUACGGACGGUACAUGCUAUAAUCAGUACCGACGAAUGUUCUUCUCGCAAAACGGUGGUCUACCCGUACCAAUUCCCUAUCCGACCAUUCCGUAUCCUUCGGAAUCUCCAAUAUAUGGUGGGUUCGGCGAUUAUUCUUAUCCCGAUAGUUCGCCCGACGCGUCUCCGUCGAUAACUCAACGCAAAGGAGAUAUGGAUCAGGAGUCUUAUGGAGCAUUUGAAAAGCACUUUAUUAACAUUGAUCAAAAACGCGACACCUUGGAGAGUCAGUAUAGAAUGGAUCAGAAUCGACAGACUCUUGAGAGGAGUCUUAGAGUGGGCGAGGACAGGGAGGAAUUCGAGAAGAAGGCGCUCCAGAAAAACAGUAACCUGACCACCAUAAAUGAGGAAGUUUGUAACAACGUGGACAGUCCGCAAGAGUGAUACGUUGCUCAAAAUUGUUCUAAGUCAAAUUGUACCUAGUCGAAAGUGUGCCUAAUCAGCAAGUGAUUAUGAUUCUAAUUACUUUUGAAGUAUAUCGACUAGGUAUCGGUGGACACCAUUCGCUGGACACCACUGUAGAUGGAUUACUAUGGGGUUGUAGUAACCUAUUAUCGCAAAGUCUGAAGAAUCGUGCGAUACGUGCGAUUAUACUAUUCCGUCAUCGUUCUCGUGUAUCAUCUGAAACGAGAUUUAGUGGCACACAAACGGAAGAUACGAGUAUAAGAUGGCGGACAGCUCUUUUUAUAAAUACUCAAUAUAAUUUCGAAAUCGCGUAAGUAUUGGAAGAACGAUAACGGAUACCGUUAAGAUUCAUUAAAGCGGUGCCACGGAAUCUCAUUCCAUUAAUAGAUACAGAUUAACUACUAAAAUAUUUUUUAAUCAGCUGUGUAGCGUGUUUCAAACUACGCAUAAUUGUGAUAAGAAAGAUCUUAAGAUCGGGUCGUAUCGCCUGAUCGACCUGAAAAAGAAAAAGAAAAGGCGCGAUAUUAUUAGUGAAACUUUAUCUAUAGAUCUUUCUAUUAAUUUGAGCAGAUUGUAAAAAAAGAAGUAUACUGGCGAAUGGAGAGGGGGGGGGGGGGAGAUAAAGGUAUUCAAAAUAACAUAAAACAAAGAAGGUGACACAUAACUGGCAGGAAGUCGACAAAUAAUCACAUAACGAAGAACAAGAUCUUUUUCUUUUUUUUAAUGAAACUUAAGAUAUUCCGUGUGAGGGGAGGGGGGUCAUAGUCACAAUUUUUUUAUUACAAUCCUUUACUUGACCAUGCGUUAAAUUAUGCAAAGUAAUUUUUUCCCCCUCUCUAUUAGCCAAACUUUAUUUAGCCUAGAAAGUUUGACAAGAAUGAUGGCGAAUUUCGUAGAUUUAUUUGAGAUUUAGUAAAAUUUAGAAAAAUACUAAAAUAUUGACAUUGCUGAUAGCUACAAGACUGUAUUCGUGAAACGAACGUGACGCGAAGCCGUUGUGCUUCCAUCCUUUAAUCUGAUCUUUUAAGGAUGUUUCCAUAAGGUACAAGAAAUUUUGGUAAAAAGCACUUAUUGCUUUUUCUAAUCCACAGAGUGUUAAGCCGCGAAAACAUAAUUCGAAAGUAUUUAACCAUCUUUCCAUGUGCUGUGAUCAUGUAAAUCAAUGUAACGGGAUCAUCUAACCGAUUACUAACCAAUAGUACCAAAUCGAGAGACAUGCUUGUAACCAUUAGAGCGAUGCGUACAAUUGGAAAAGUAUCAAUACGGACGAUGAGAUCUAAUUGAAUGGUAAUCGAAAUAUGGGACGAGUUAGAUUACGCAUUAGCCUUAAAUAUCAAGCAAUAGGGCAAGAACUACAAUAGAUCUACAGAUAAUGUCAGAGUCCUGUAAACGAUGAAAUACCUUUCGAUUCUCAUAGAAUGACACAAAGCGCGCUGAACAUGUUUUUCUCAUAUUUAUUAAAUUCUAACAGCGUUUAAUCUUCGACUGUAAGCGAUGACUAUAGUACUUUAGCCGAAUUUGCAGUAGUCCCUUUUUUAUAAAAAUUACUCGACGCCCUGCCUACACGUAGAACAUAUUUUAUUUAAGGAAAAAGAAAAACAAGUUUCACAUUAUCCUGAUGAAAAAGUCUCUAGAAUCUCUUAGAAUCGACUGUUUUUCUCCAAAAGAUAUAAUAGGCGAUAAUGUCAUUGAAAUUGUUUCACGUGUAGCAGGUAGGGGUUCUCUACGCCGAUGCAAGGAAAGGAAAACGAUAGAACCAAUAUGUUAAAUAAAAUGCUGUGCCAAAAAUCCGAGAAACGAAUAUAACGAGUUAUCCCGCAUUGCGUUAUCUUUAGGCAAUAUAUCGAUAUGUAUUAUCAUCGUUUUAUCAAAAUUUGUGUAAUCUAGAGCGAUAAAAAAUUUCGACUUAUUUUUCGUAUCUGCGGGCUUCUCUCAUUCGUUGUUUUUUCUCUCGCUUUCACUACGAUCGCAAGAUAAGCGACCGAUUGCAUUCCAGUUCACGGUACGCUGAGAAAUGGACUUUUCUCUAUUCUUUAAUUAGUCAUUUAGUGGCAAUCGGACUUUCCAUAAACUUUUAAUUAAGAAUACGUCCACGACAUCAGAAUAGACCCAUAUAAACCAUCUAAUGCAGGGCAUAUUGGCUCAUAUAUGUCUUAGACACGAGGUGGUUACAUUAGGCUUAGGCUGCAUUACGUUUAUAUACCAUAUUCGCUUAGUUAUCGACUGCUGAAAAUAACUUUCUCUCGAAAAAUCAGAAUAAUUAUCUACAAAAACGAAGUAAAAGGGAUACGAUGAGCCGAACACGGUAAGGCCCACAUUAAUAUUGUUUUACGAGAAGACAGUCGUACAAUCGUUGGCAUUAGAUAUUGAUUAUUUAUUGGUAGAAGAAAGUAUAGUAGCUAAUUGAGAAAAGAAAAUGUAAACAGCAUACACGGACGUGUGUCCGUAUCAGUCUUUUUUUGUAUAUUUGAAUAGGCGCUAGAUCUUUACUAUCGUAAAGACGUUAAUUAAUCGAACCCCAUGAUUUACAUAAAUGGCGUAGUUAUUCAUAUACGUGAUUUGUAUAUAGGUAUCCAUACAUUUAAUAAAUUCACCAAGAUAAUAUCUAGUUAUUAUAUAAUACUCAUUCGAUGAAGCCCUGUCGUUAUUGUACUCUCUAUAUAUAUAUCAAUUGAGCAUUA